Pteronotus mesoamericanus is the source of this 4400-nucleotide messenger RNA. RefSeq names its product small nuclear RNA activating complex polypeptide 4 (gene SNAPC4). Gene Ontology annotation, molecular function: RNA polymerase III type 3 promoter sequence-specific DNA binding; RNA polymerase II cis-regulatory region sequence-specific DNA binding. The transcript is spliced from 23 exons. Gene Ontology annotation, biological process: snRNA transcription by RNA polymerase III; snRNA transcription by RNA polymerase II. Bases 26 to 4234 code for a protein of 1402 amino acids. Gene Ontology annotation, cellular component: snRNA-activating protein complex. The record is from RefSeq and is a predicted model, not a curated record. NCBI's taxonomy places the organism in Eukaryota, Metazoa, Chordata, Mammalia, Chiroptera, Mormoopidae.
CGUGUUUUGGAGGCAGGCAGAAGCCAUGGACGUAGACGCAGAAAGAGAGAAAAUAACACAGGAGAUCGAGGAGCUGGAAAGGAUUUUGGAUCCCAGCUCCUCAAGUCUCAACAUGGAGGUCUCCGAAUCAAGCCUGGACUCAGAUUCAGGCGCAGAUUCGCUGCCCGAUGAGGACUCGGACGCUGCUGGUCCACCAGUCUCGGAAGAAGAAAGGUGGGGCGAAGCCAGCAACGACGAGGAUGACCCCAAAGAGAAGGUGCUCCCCGAAGACCCAGAGACCUGCCUGCAGCUGAACAUGGUCUACCAGGAGGUCAUCCAAGAGAAGCUGGCAGAGGUCAGCCUGCUGCUGGCCCAGAACCGGGAGCAGCAGGAGGAAGUCAUGUGGGACCUGGCAGGAUCCAAAGGCCCCAAGGUGAAGGACGGCAAGAGCCUGCCCCUGAACCUGUACAUCGGGCACUUCCUGAAGCCCUACUUCAAGGACAGGGUCACUGGAGUGGGGCCUCCUGCCAACGAGGACGCACGGGAGAAGGCUGCCCAGGGCGUCAAGAGCUUCGCGGAGCUCCUGGUGACCAAAUGGAAGAGCUGGGAGAAGGCCUUGCUCAGGAAGUCGGUGGCGAGCGACCGCCUGCAGCGCCUGCUUCAGCCCAAGUUCCUGAAGCUCGAGUACCUGCACCAGAAACAAGGCCGGGUGACGAGCGAGGCGGAGAGGCAGGUCCUGGAGAAGCAGACGCGGGAGGCAGAGAAGGAGAUCCAGGACAUCAACCAGCUCCCGGAGGAGGUCUUGCUGGGAAGCAGGCUGGACAGCCACGACUGGGAGAAGAUCUCCAACAUUAACUUCGAGGGCGGCCGCAGCGCCGAGGAGAUCCGGAAGUUCUGGCAGAACUGGGAGCACCCCAGCAUCAACAAGCAGGAGUGGACCGGGCAGGAGGUGGACCGGCUGAAGGCCAUCGCGGCCAAGCACGGCCACCUGCACUGGCAGAGGAUCGCCGAGGAGCUGGGGACCAGCCGCAGCGCCUUCCAGUGCCUGCAGAAGUACCAGCAGCACAGCAAGGCCCUGAAGCGCAGGGAGUGGACGGAGGAGGAGGACCGCAUGCUGACCCAGCUGGUGCAGGAGAUGCGCGUGGGCAGCCACAUCCCCUACCGCAGAAUCGUCUACUACAUGGAAGGGAGAGACUCCAUGCAGCUCACCUACCGCUGGACCAAGAGCCUGGACCCCAGCCUCAAGAAGGGCCUCUGGACCCCAGAGGAAGACGCGAAGCUGCUUCAGGCGGUUGCCAAGUACGGGGAGCAGGACUGGUUUAAAAUCCGGGAAGAGGUGCCGGGGAGGAGCGACGCCCAGUGUCGGGACCGAUAUCUCCGAAAGUUACAUUUCAGCUUGAAAAAGGGACGGUGGAAUUCUAAAGAGGAGGAGAAGUUGAUCGAGUUAAUAGAGAAAUACGGUGUCGGUCACUGGGCCAAAAUAGCCUCUGAACUCCCCCACCGGACAGGCUCCCAGUGUCUGAGCAAGUGGAAAGUCAUGGUCAGGAAGAGGCAGGGUCAGGGCAGAAGGAGGCGGCGGCGCCUUCGCAGUGUGCGGUGGAGCUCCAGCAGUGGGGACAGCAGCAGUGGGGACAGCAGCAGCGAGGACAGCGGGGGCAGCGGGGACAGCAAGGACAGCGGGGACUCGGAGCCAGAAGCCACAGACGCCCAGGAGGACGGCCAGGCGCUGCCGUCAGCACCGCACGUUGUGCCGGACAUGGACCUGUGGGUUCCCGCCAGGCAGAACGCCUGUGGGCCAAGGGUCACAGGAUCAGGGGGCCGCCCGGGACGCUUGGCUGCCUCGCCCAGCCCUCUCGAGACAUCUGAUGUGGCCCGAGGUAGGGGCAGGGAAGCGGAGCAGGCGGGCCAGGCACAGGCCCCCUCCGGGACCCACAGCACCAAUGGCCUGAGAGACGUCGGGCCCCCACUCUGUGCAGACACUGACCCCGCAAGCCCAGAGGGGCCGGCAGACGAGGGCGGGAGGCGUCUGCUAAAGGUGCCUCUGCAGACCAUGCUGCAGGUGCUCAGGACCAGCACGGCCACGCGGUGCCGGACACUCGCGCGGGAACGGAAGCAGCCGUGCCGGCUGGGCCCGCCCUGGGGCACCGGCCCUGGUGGAAGCGGCGCAGCCAGGCCCCGAGCGCGGCCCCGCGGACACGCCCUGCAGCGGAGGCUCCUGGAGCGCCGGCUGCUGGCGGCCGUGAGCCCGUGGGUGGGCGACAUCACCCUGCCCUGUGCUGCCCGGAGGCCCACGGUGCCCACGCAAGCCGACAGCAUCCGGGCACAGCUGCAGGACGCCCACCUGGCCAGCACCCCAGUGUUCACGCUCUUCAUCCAGCUAUUCCAGAUCGACACUGCCGGCUGCAUGGAGGUCAUCCAAGAGAGGAGAGCCCGGCUGCCCGCCCGGGCCCAGGCCGGCGCCCAGGUCCCCUCAAGUGCCCAGAACCCCCCAGGCUCCCUCUCGCGCAGCGGGCCAGCCCAAGAAACUGCCAAGAAGAGCGCUGGCCACCGGGGGAGCGAUGGGCCGCAGGCCCGCCAGGCCGAGUCCGCGUCUCAGGCGCCCCCGCCCACUCCGUGCGGUCCCCGGCCCAAGCCCAAGACUGUGUCCGAGCUGCUUCGGGAGAAGCGGCUGCGGGAGGCCCGGGCCGCCAAGGCUGCCCGGGGCCCCGUGGUUCUCCCGCCCCAGCUGCUGGUCUCCUCGCCUGUGGUCCUCCAGGCUCCUCUGCCGCUGGCCUCCCAGGGCCCCCCAGCCCCAGUGCCGGCCGUCUCCAGCUCCACGCCCUCUGAGCCUGGGGCCCUUGCAGCGGCCGGUCCAAGUCCCUCGGGCUCCCGGGCCUCACCCACAGACAAGGAGCCCCCGGCCCUGCAGCCCUUGGCCUCUGGCCCCGUCUCCCUAGUGGCUGCGAAGGUCCCAGCCACCUGCAGGGCCCCUGACCUGGGCCCCAGCCUGGUCCCCAUGAGCGGCCUCGGACAGUCUCAGGCCCCUGCCGCGUCCCGGAAGCAGGGCCUGCCCGAGGCACUGCCCUUUCUCCCUGCAGCCCCCAGCCCCAUCCAGCAGCCUGUCCAGCCCCUCAGCCUGAUGCCAGCUCUGGGCCCCCACAGCGGUGGGCCCCAGAUGGCGGCCAGCACCCCUCUGCCUGUCACCUGGGUGCUCACAGCCCAGGGGCUGUUCCCCGUGCCGGUGCCAGCCGUGGUGGGCCUUCCCAGGCCAGCGGGGGCCUCUGACCCCGAAGGGCUGUCAGUGGCUGCAUCGUCCUCCUUGACCGAGACUCAGGCAGGCCAGGGCCCUGCCAGCACGGACAGGGAAUCAGCUCCUGCCUCCAGGACAGACCUCACAACCCUCCCCACACCCCCACCGCCCAGAAUCUCUGCUGAAGGGGGCCGUGACGUGGCCCGUGCUCCCGGGGGACACUCUUCCUCUGGAGAGGCCCGAGUGGCUGGGGAGACAGCCUCGCUGGCUGCAGGCCCGGAUGACGCCCCUGUGGCAGAGCCGCCCUGCGCCGGCCAGCUGCCUCCGCACUGCAGUGCUGGCCCGGGGGGGACGCUGGUGUUCCCGUCGGAGCCCAGGGAGACCAGGGCGUCUCUGGGCUUGGCAACACCCCCCACAGCCCAGCCUGGGCCUGAGAAGGGGGGCCCGGACGUAGGCCUCCUCUCCCAGGAGAGUGAGACGGCUGUGCGGGAAUGGCUGGGGGCACAGUGCGGGGUGUGCGUGCCUCCCCUGGGCAGCAGGCUGCCCUACCAGCCCCCAGCCCUGGGCAGCCUGCGGGCGCUGGCAGGCCUCCUGUUGCACAAGGAGACCCUGGAACGCAGUGCCGCCUCCUUGGGGUCUGGCGGAGUGGCCGGGGCCCUGCAGGCCUCCCUGGGGCGUGUGCGGAGGCAGCUGCGGGACAGCCCAGCCUACCUGCUGCUCAAGGCCCGCUUCCUGGCCGCCUUCACCCUCCCUGCACUCCUGGCUACCUUGCCCCCGCCCGGCGUCCCCACCACGUUGUCGGCAGCCUCAGGGGCCGAUGCAGAGAGCGAGGACGAGGACCUGGAGGAGCUGGAGCUCUUCGGUGGCGACAGCCCCAAGGCAGGACCAGCGACCACGACCCCUGUCCAGGGAGCCCCAGACCCUGAUGAGGGCUCUGCCCCCUCCUGCCCAGAUGACUCUGAUGACCUUGACGUGCUUAGGACGAGGCACAGCCGGCACGCCCGGAAACGGAGGAGGCUGCUGUGAGCAGCAGGACUGCCCGGAGCUGCUGCGGCCGCCGCAGGUGCCUGGACCCUACUGGACGGGCAGGCCCGCCACCCACCCUGCAAGAGACGGCUGCUGGGGCCAGGAGGCUCUGCCAGGAGUGACCACACUGUCUGGGCUCAGCUGCUUGUCCCCCAAGUGCAAACUG